GCCUUGCUUCUGCACCACCACCAUGGACCUCGACGUCUCAAUAUCGCCGCUCGUCACUCGCGAAUUUACUGCCGUCGUCCUCGCUGGCUUUGGUGCCGAGCUAAUACCUCUGACGAGCGACUACGGCGAUGAACCAUGUCCAAAGGCUCUUCUACCGGUCGUGAAUAGUCCCAUGAUAGACUAUGUUUUUGCUUGGCUGGAGCUCUCAGGCAUCAAGGACGUUGUGCUCAUUUGCCCGACGGUCCAUCGGCAUGCAAUCUCCAACCAUAUUCACUCGGAAACCAACGUGUCGUUACGCAUUGACUUGCAGACGUACGAUGAGAUCAUGGACGCCAGUGUCGGGACCUGCUCUUUGUUGCGGCACUUUGCCCACCGCAUACAGUCAGAUUUUGUCGUCUUGCCUUGCGAUUUCCUACCUCCACCCUCUCUUUCCCUUACCACCAUCUUGAACAAAUUUAGAUCUGACCGAAUAUCUGACGGCGCCAUCGCAACCACAUGUUGGUUUGCAUCGAAUGAGACGGAGAAAGCAAGUGAGCCGGAUGACUGGAGUCCUGCUUUUCCUCCAGUUGCCAUAGUGUGGGAUGAUAAAAGCGGCACUUUGCUUCAUGUCGACACUGCAGAUGACAGGGAGUUGAACGGUGAAGAACUGGAGCUUAGGAUGUCUCUUCUUACCUUAUAUCCACGAACCAAGGUGUCAACAAAAUACCGUGACUCACACAUUUAUGUCUGCCGGCGCACUGUCCUAGACCUGCUACAAGAAAAACCACACAUUGACUCAUUUCGAGAAGAAUUUAUUCCUUGGCUAUGCAAAGUACCAUACAAACGAUCACGAAGGGAAAAGUACAGUCAUGUACUCAAUCCCAUCACCAAUGCCCCCACCCAGAGCACAGCGCUCCUUCAUUCCACUCUGUACGACGAGCCACCAAUUCCAUCCUCAAAUUCCAAGGACUCUGCCAGCGACGAGGGUAGCGGAUCGCCUACUACAUCCAGUUUACGUGUGGGCAUCAUCUUUCAUCGCGACAAAGAGCCUGCUGCUCGGCUUAACACUCUUCAUGCCUACUUUGAGAUGAACCGCCGCCUCAUCACUCCCAGUGUUCCCACAGACAGGUCGCUCAUUGACCAGAAAGCACAGAUAUCCGCGGACAGUAUGGUCGGACCAUCGACAAAGAUAGGCGAGCGAACAUCGGUGAAAAAGUCUGUGAUUGGGAGUCAUUGUGUCAUCGGCAAGAUGGCCAAAAUUGUUGGAUGUGUGCUCUUGGACCACUGUGUUAUUGCAGAUGGGGCCAGGUUAGACGGAUGUAUCCUCGGAAAGAAUACAAAAGUUGGCGCCAAGGCUGAGCUUUCACGGUGUGUUACGCAAGCCGGGUAUGAGGUCAACGCUGGAGAAUCGGUGAAGAACGAGAGACUUGAAAUAUUGGACUGGACAGGAGCCCUUGACGAACAAGAGGAUUCGGAAGAGACGGAAUCUGAGAGUGAAGACGAGUAAUCUUAAAUCUUCAAGUUACCAGAGUCAUCAACUGAUU
Molecule: messenger RNA, 1523 nt
Organism: Desarmillaria tabescens
Lineage: Eukaryota; Fungi; Basidiomycota; Agaricomycetes; Agaricales; Physalacriaceae
Product: UDP-3-O-glucosamine N-acyltransferase
Exons: 6
Coding region: 23-1486 (487 amino acids)
Biological process (GO): cytoplasmic translational initiation; biosynthetic process
Cellular component (GO): guanyl-nucleotide exchange factor complex; eukaryotic translation initiation factor 2B complex
Molecular function (GO): translation initiation factor activity; guanyl-nucleotide exchange factor activity
Source: RefSeq, a predicted model, not a curated record